CGCCAUCUCUGCCUAGCUGUGCUUUCGAGACACUGGUGACACUCUCCCUAUCUACUGUACAUCGUUCACAAUGAGCCUCACCACUUGGGCUUUAGGCUUAAUUUGGCUGGUUGGUUCCGUGCAUCCGCACACACUCCGUGCCGGCAAUAGGACUGGUUUGCCAACCGUGCACAUCGUCGGUGGAACUCCCGCUGACGCCGGUGAAUUCCCUCACCUGGCCAGUGUGAAUUUGAAUGGACGUGGAUGCGCUGGAACUUUGAUUGGAGAAAAACAUGUUUUGACAGCGGCUCAUUGUGUUCAUGGUUCAGCCGAUGCUACCGGCUUCGUUGUGUAUCUUAACACGUUGUCAAUUUCCGGCGGAGGGGACGGCUCCGUUACCAGACAAGUAUCGUCAUUUAAGAUGCACGAAGCUUACGACGAUGCGACUCUGAUGAAUGACGUCGCAUUAUUGGUGUUGAGUGAACCAGUGACAGACAUCCAAUUUGUCACUCUUCCGACGGACGACGGGGAGCCUAUUACGGAUGCGCCUACGGAUGCACCUACGGAAACGACAACGGAACCGCCAACGGAGCCGCCAACGGAACCACCAACUACCACAAAACCUACUACUACCAAAAAACCCACUACUACCAAAAAACCGACAACCACAAAAAAACCGACAACUAAGAAACCGACGACGACCAAAACACCGACAACGACUAAAAAACCAAUCACUACCAAUAAACCGACAACCAAAAAGCCAACGACGAAACCAACAACAACAAAGCCGAAAACUACCAACAAACCAACAAUGAAGACAACAACAAAACCUAAAACGACCAAGAAACCAGCCAUGAGAGCUUUCCCUGACUACGCCAACAAACCGGCCGUCAUUGCUGGAUGGGGAACAACCUCUACCGGAGGAAGCGCGUCAGACGUAUUGCUGAAGGCCGACCUCACGAUUCAAGAGAAUUCAUUUUGCACCAGUCAAUACGCAUCGGAGUUCAACAGUACUACUAUGUUGUGUGCCUCCGCAGAUGGAAAAGACACGUGCAAGGGUGACGGUGGCGGUCCGAUUUACGUAGACGGCGUUCAAGUCGGUAUCACUUCCUUUGACGGAGGUUGUGCUGAUCCUAAGUAUGCCGGUAUUUAUACACGAGUCAGCAAUUACGUCAGCUGGAUUAAAACCACCCAGUCGAAUACUAGUCGCUAAAUAUCUUAUCAAUCUUCAUCUAUAAAUCCAUACGGUGGCAGCGUUCGCCGUUGCGACUGAACUUAUUUUAAACGAAAACCUUUUUGCCCUUUCACCCGCAUUCAGCGUAUUUUUUAAAUGUAUGCCGAAUGUAUAUUAUGGUAUUUAGUUUGAUUAUGCACGCGUGAGAAAAAAACAACCCCAUUGUAUUGGGAAAAUAAAUUC
Messenger RNA from Daphnia carinata, 1396 nucleotides. RefSeq names its product trypsin Blo t 3-like. Gene Ontology annotation, molecular function: serine-type endopeptidase activity. The transcript has 8 exons. Gene Ontology annotation, biological process: proteolysis. The record is from RefSeq and is a predicted model, not a curated record. NCBI's taxonomy places the organism in Eukaryota, Metazoa, Arthropoda, Branchiopoda, Diplostraca, Daphniidae. The coding region runs from base 71 to 1192 and encodes 373 amino acids.